Poecilia reticulata (guppy) is the source of this 2069-nucleotide messenger RNA. RefSeq names its product ribonuclease P/MRP 38 subunit. NCBI's taxonomy places the organism in Eukaryota, Metazoa, Chordata, Actinopteri, Cyprinodontiformes, Poeciliidae. Gene Ontology annotation, biological process: tRNA 5'-leader removal. The record is from RefSeq and is a predicted model, not a curated record. Gene Ontology annotation, cellular component: ribonuclease MRP complex; nucleolar ribonuclease P complex; fibrillar center. Gene Ontology annotation, molecular function: ribonuclease P RNA binding; ribonuclease P activity.
CGGCAGAUGGCUGCUCAUCCUGAGCCUGGUUCUGCUGGAGGUUUCUUCCUUUUAAAGGGAGUUUUCCUCUCCACUGUUGCCUUGUGCUUGCUCAGGAUGGGGGAUCCCUUGGUUUAAACAUCCAUCGCGAUCUGCUGGUGACCCCUCCGCAGAAUCGCCACCUUAACGUGGUGGAGGGGUUUGAGUAUCCCAAUGACCCAMAUGGAGAUUUUGUCUUGGGGUUCAGCCAGUAGCGAGGCUUCCCAGGGCAGGUUGCCAUUGGGGAGGGAUCAGACUAAGAGCGAUUCAAGAUUUUCAGURAAGGACUACCAAAGGUAUCAGGYGGUUAGGAAAUGGACAGGAUCGGAUAUUUCUUCCUGUAAGUUCUUUGAGAUUUUUCUUGCACUUCCWUACUUAGAUAUUUUGUCUGUAUGGAGGCCGUGUGUGUGUUUGAUCUUGGCAGUUUAGAUAAACUGCAUGGUAAGUCUGACUAACUUGCAGUACAAUCUUGAUAAAACCUAUCAAGAUUGCAGGUUAUCUAUCAAGAUCCUGAUAGGUUUGCAAAUGCAAAUAAAACCUGCACUGCACUGAAGGUUUUAUCUGCAGUUCGCAAGUUAGUGCACUGCUCUGCUAUGCACCUCUUCUCCCACCAAACAGGAAUCAUGAAAACAGCAAAAAUAAUUGCUGCCCCAGUUUAUUUGAUUUGGUGUGUAAAACCAGUCUUGUCUGCUCGUCUUAUCCGUAAUUGUCAUGUUGCCUCCUUAACGCUAGUGGGCGCUGUUUCUGAAUGCAAACUUUUCAAUUCAAACAAGAUGGCAGCGCCCUGUGAGCUUCGUGCAGGACUGAAGACACGAAUCCAACAUCAAAAAAAUAAAGAUAAACUAAGCGUGACGGCAUUUUUAAAUGCAGGUAUGUUUAAAACAGUAAAAUACUUUUUUAAAUGUCUUUUAUAUCGUCAUCGUGUGAAAGGACAGCGAAAGAUGAGCCAUGACAUCUGCAGGAAAACCAUCUAAGAAAGAUCUCAAAAAGCAUAUCCAAAGUAAGGCCUCCUUCACAUCACCCUUCAGUUCAAAAUGGAGGCCACUUUUACAGAAGGACCAGGACUUCAUCCUGAGAACUUUAAAGGACAAAAUAAUCGCCACAGGCCUGGAGAAGAAAGAGGUGAAAAUGUCUUGCCAGUGGAGGAAAAAGAAGGAGAAUAAACCAGAUGCUGCUGCAGAUCCUGUUCCCCAGAUGGGUGAGGAGGUGCAAGGGUCCAACCCGACCAGAAACGGCUGGACAGAUAUGGCGGCCAGACGGCAGCUGGCCAUCGGCAUCAACGAGGUCACCAAGGCACUAGAGAGGAACCAGCUCCAGCUGCUGCUUGUUUGUAAGUCCAUCAGACCGCAGCUCAUGACGAACCACCUGAUCGCUCUGAGCGCAACGAGAGGCGUGCCGGCCUGCCAGGUGCCCCGCAUGAGCGAGACUGUGGCGGCGCACCUGGGGCUCAAAAGCGUCCUCGCUCUGGGGUUCAGACGGUGUUCUUCUGAAGACAAGGAGAUGUUCAGGGACACAGUGGAUGCCAUUAAACCCAGAGUGCCUUCRCUGGAAGUUGAUUGGCUGACAGUUGAAGCAGCUGCAGUGCCAGCUGAACUCACGGCCGACCUGGAGGAGGGAGAGGAGCAGACGGAGGAGGCGAAGGAGGAGGAAGGAGGGAGAAGAGCACAAAAACGGAAGCUGGAGAUUGAAUCUGAAAUCACAGACUCUGCCUUGUCCUGCACUCUGCGGCCUCUGAAAGUAAAGAGAAUUGUUCCAAACCCUGCUAAGAAAAGAAGAACAAAACUGAAGAAACAGAAAUGAAAGACCUUCACCUGUUGCUUCUGUUGUUUUAUUUUGUUUGCGUAAUGUUGGAACUUUGACAGCCAUCAAAACAGCUUUAACUGYAUCAGUUUUGAUGAAUUGAUCUGAUCUUUUUACCGUUUUGUGAUAAAACAUUAUAGUUUGCAGCUGUGUAGUUAUGACAUUUCUUCUUUUAUGAACCUUGUUUAUAAUGUUUAAAAGUUGUUCUGCAAAAUCUAAUAAAAGACAGUACUGUUCAAGUUAAGAACGGA